Messenger RNA from Lolium perenne, 1918 nucleotides. The record is from RefSeq and is a predicted model, not a curated record. Lineage: Eukaryota; Viridiplantae; Streptophyta; Magnoliopsida; Poales; Poaceae.
AUGGUGGGAGCCUCCUCCAUUAUGCUAGCAAUGCCGGUCGUCGUAAUACACAUUAUUAUUAUAUGGGUGAUCCAGAGAUUUAGUGCCAAGAGUACACGCUCGUCGGCGAUGGUGCCGCUUCCGCCGGGACCGUCGCCGUGGCCAGUUGUAGGCAACCUGCCCGAGAUAAAGUUGAACAAGCCGGCGUUCCGGUGGAUCCAUCUCGUGAUGGAGAAUAUGGGCACCGGAAUCGCCUGCUUCCGCCUCGGUGGCAUCCACGUCAUUCCGAUCACCUGCCCUAGGAUUGCCAGGGAGGUGCUCAAGAAGCAAGACGAAAUCUUCGCAUCCCGCCCCAUCACCUUCGCUUCGGGUGUUGCCGGCGGAGGGUACAAGGAGGCUGCUCUCUCACCGUUCGGCAAGCAGUCGGUGAAGAUGCGGCGAGUGCUCACCUCCGACAUCGUAUCCCCGUCACGCCACAAGUGGCUCCAAGGGAAACGCGCCGACGAGGCCGACCACUUCACACGGUACCUCUACAACCUCGCUGGUGCCGGCACGGGGGAGAUCGACCUCAGGCACGUCACACGGCAUUACUGCGGCAACGUGAUCCGGCGGCUCCUCUUCGGCAGCCGGUACUUGGGCGAGCCGCGGCCUGACGGCGGGCCGGGGCAUUUGGAGAUGGAGCAAAUCGACGCCUCCUUCACCGCGCAGGGCAUCCUAUACUCGUUCUGUGUGAGCGACUACCUCCCGUGGCUGCUCGGGAUCGACCUCGACGGCCACGAGAAGAUCGUCAAGAAGGCCAACGCAACGCUCGAUAGGCUGCACGACGCAGUCAUCGGCCCACGCUGGGGGCAGUGGAAGAGCGGCGAGAGGGAGGAGGUCGAGGACUUGCUGGACGUUCUCAUCACGCAUGUAGACCGCGACGGCAACCCGUUGCUCACCAUCGAGGAGGUCAAAGCACAGUCGAAGGUAAUGAUUGAAAUGUUAAUUCAUGACGAUGAAUCUAGUACAAUGUAUAUCUCGCUCAUCAUGCUAGCUGCGGUUGACAACCCGUCCAACGCCGCCGAAUGGGCGCUGGCGGAGAUGGUGAAGAGGCCGGAGCUGCUGGCGACGGCAUUGGAAGAGCUAGACCGGGUGGUGGGCAGGGAGCGGCUCGUGCAGGAGUCGGACAUCCCGCAGCUCAACUACGUCAAGGCGUGCAUCCGCGAGGCUUUUCGCCUGCACCCAAUCGCUCCAUUCAACGUUCCACACGUAGCCCUUGCCGACACCGUCGUCUCCGGCUACCGCGUGCCCAAGGGCAGCCAUGUCCUCCUCAGUCGGACGGGUCUGGGCCGAAACCCCACCACCUGGGACGAGCCGCUCCGCUUCAUGCCAGGGCGCCACAUGGAGAAGGGCGUCGACAAUGUCGUGCUCACCGAGAACGAGCUGCGCUUCAUUUCCUUCAGUACCGGCCGCCGCGGCUGCGUUGCCACAUCGCUGGGGACAGCCAUGAGCGUCAUGCUAUUCGGCAGGCUCUUGCAAGGCUUCACAUGGAGCAUGCCGGCUGGGAUGCGGGACAUUCCUCUCACCGAGUCCAAGCACGAUCUCUUCAUGGCCAAGCCCCUGGUGUUGCAUGCCGAGCCACGCCUGCCGGUGCACCUCUAUCGUCCCGUUAGCCGUGGUUGAAAAUAUCAGCGUGGGCCGGCGAAAUGAGCUUUGGUGGUUAGGUUCUUUGUUGUGAAACCUGCCCAUCCAGGUUUAUGUCUUGGACUAGACCAUGAAAGCGCGUGUUGCUACGCCCGUCCAUCUACCGAGAAAUGGAUAAUAGAAGGUACACGAGAAUAACUGGUUAGUUCAAACACUGAAAAAAUAUGGAUAAUAUAUGAGUGGCACACUGUAGAAAAAUCUAAUAUGCAAAGAUUUUACAUAUGGCAAUUCAAAGCAUCACAACGAUCGAUGCUAC